CUGUUUCUAUUUCUUACAGACGUGGAGUUCUUCCCAUUUGAUGAGCAAGUGUGCACCUUAGUGUUUGGGUCAUGGACAUAUAACGAGAAUGAAAUCAAACUAGAGUUUGAACAAGCUGAAUGGGUUGAUCUAUCCGAAUAUUCGGCCUCUUCCAUCUGGGAUGUAAUGGAUGCGCCAGCAUCAUUAGUCAAUAAAAGGAGUAGGAUUGAAUUCCAAGUUAGGAUACGACGAAAAACCUUGUUCUACACUGUUGUGCUUAUCAUCCCAACUGUUCUCAUGGCUUUCUUAAGUAUGGCUGUGUUUUUCUUACCUACUGAUUCAGGAGAGAAAAUGACAUUGACAAUUUCCGUACUAUUGUCUAUUGUUGUGUUCUUGCUACUUGUUUCAAAGAUUCUACCACCAACUUCCAGCACUAUUCCGCUCAUGGCAAAGUAG
Messenger RNA from Strongylus vulgaris, 435 nucleotides. The record is from the annotation of a GenBank genome assembly. NCBI's taxonomy places the organism in Eukaryota, Metazoa, Nematoda, Chromadorea, Rhabditida, Strongylidae.